AUGACUGCCAAAGCACCAAACAUGCCACUCACUGAGAUCUGCUUGCCAGGGAAUCCUGCUGUUCCAGGUACCGAUGCAGAUCAGCCUUCUGCUACGGGCGAAAAUCUUCUCAAGAUGCCUUGCGACGAGACCAGCGAUGCCCACUACUGCUCCUCUACGAACCAGUCGAAGGAAAAAAACACACACCAAAUAACUUCACCCUCACCGGACGACACCGACGAGCAGUCGCACGCUGCGCAUGAUCACAUUAAGGUCUCCGUCACCAGCAGCGAUCCUGGACUCAACACAUUUCCGUUCAUGCGAUUACCCGCCGAAAUACGUCUUUGCGUCUAUGAUCAGCUAGUGGCCAUGCCCGUAACUCGAUCGCCUUACGGACCUCGCGUCCAAAUAUACUAUACCAAGCCGUCUGUAGGCAUACUGAGAUGGAUCGAGGGAGUGUUCGUCAAUGACUGGGAAGGCCCUUCGACACACCUCGACAACAAGGCUGUCACAUUCGAGUUCAUGAAGCGAGCGAUACUUUCUUUGCGACAAGGAACGUUCAGCAUGCACAUCAUUUUAAACGACAGCAAUCUCCUCCUGGAUGACACCGUCGAUGACUGGUUCUGCCUUAUCAAAACCUUGGCUGGAGUCUCAGCCGCGUGUCCCUCUCCUAUUGAUGGCAUGCUUCGCAUCUCGGUACCUGCGGAUUGCAUUGCACACAUGCGAACUGUGCUCAGUACACCUUACACCUAUGGAAGAAGCCUGCGUCCUAAGAUGUGGAAAGUUGACAUGCUCGAAGACGACACUUAA
Messenger RNA from Alternaria triticimaculans, 789 nucleotides. RefSeq lists its product as uncharacterized. The record is from RefSeq and is a predicted model, not a curated record. NCBI's taxonomy places the organism in Eukaryota, Fungi, Ascomycota, Dothideomycetes, Pleosporales, Pleosporaceae. The coding region runs from base 1 to 789 and encodes 262 amino acids. The transcript has 3 exons.